This is a messenger RNA of Daphnia magna, 4157 nucleotides long. RefSeq names its product flocculation protein FLO11. NCBI's taxonomy places the organism in Eukaryota, Metazoa, Arthropoda, Branchiopoda, Diplostraca, Daphniidae. The record is from RefSeq and is a predicted model, not a curated record. Gene Ontology annotation, biological process: protein phosphorylation; intracellular signal transduction; positive regulation of apoptotic process. Gene Ontology annotation, cellular component: nucleus. The transcript has 7 exons. The coding region runs from base 1335 to 3803 and encodes 822 amino acids. Gene Ontology annotation, molecular function: ATP binding; protein serine/threonine kinase activity.
CGGAUAAGCUCAUGACUAAAGACGAACAUUGCGCUGGCGAGAGGAAAAGGAAGUGAAUGAACUCGGACGCGUUGUCCGAUCACACGGCGAAGAGAGCGUUUACUCGAAAAGAGGAUCCGCCAGUUUCUCUCCCUUACUGUAAAUCAAAACGACCAAAAAUAGCCGGAAGCUGCUGGCCUCAUAGUCCGUCUUUCGAGACGCGUUUCAUCAGUCGCUAUGGUCUAAAGAAACGGAGAGUAAAAGGAAAGAAGAUAAAAUAGAAGAGGAAGAAGAAAGAAGAAAUUUUCGUGUCUAUUUUCGAGAGGCUUUCUCUGUGCUCAUGGGUAAGACGGAAAGAGAGGCGAUCCAAUAUUUCGGGGCGAGUGAUCGUCCAGUUUAACGGACGGUUCAAGAUGGAAUGUGAGAGUGCCCGAUACCCUAAUCUUUAUGGUGGAACAAAAAAGCAGAAAGAAAGUAAGUCUAAAUGACUUCGCAACACUCUUAAUGGAAAUUAUCAUUCAAUUAAGCUAGAGCAGCUGAUACGCAGCUUGGCGGGCUAGAAUAAUAGAAAUAGCCGGUUGAUCGGACGAGAUAAUGUGAGAAGACUGUGCGGUAUGCAACUGCAGUCGUGGGAGAGCGAGAGAAAGAGAGAGAAAGAAAGGAAAAGGGAGACAGACAGCAGGAGCACGAGCGAUAAGACGGGAAACGUAACCGUGUGCCGUGCUGUUUUUAGCACACCGUGAUCCAGUGUGUGCGUGUGUGGGUGCGUGCGCUUGUCGUCCUGGUCGUCGCCACCGCCACCUUUUUUUUUUUUUUAUACCCUGCUCUUCACACUCGGCCAAACGCUUUAGUGGUUCAGUCUACUGCAGUGCUGGAUGAAAUCGAAUGAACUUAACGAAUUCGAGCUAAUUUUUCUCCCCUUCCAAUUGUUUGGCUGCUUCGUUUGUUCUCUUGAUCGUUGUCUCUACACAUCUGGAAAGUGUCCAUUUUGGAUUUAGUUAUCUCGUGACUACUGAAUGGAAAACAAAUCGCUGUUCUCAUGCUUAACUACCAUGUGAUUAUAGUGGCAGAAGGCAAAGAAAAAAGAAUUCACAUCUGCGACCGAGUUGGCGUCGACACGCACCUUAUGUGUACCACUGGUUUUCGGAUCGUCGUGAUAAACAACACCAGCAGCACGUACGAGUAGUUACGUUAAACAGCAACCGACUAGCGUGGAACAUUGUUUUUUUCGCCGCCCAGCAACGCACCUUGAAUGUGUUUACAGAAUAGCUCGACUGAUUUGUUGUUCCGUGUACUUUUGGUGACAGUUGAUCAUCGUAAUAGGCGACAGGAAACGUAAUUCUACAAGCAACAAAAUGAUUGUGGUGGAUGAAAGUGAACCGGUCGGAGAGAUCGAGCCUCCUUUUGAAUCGCGGGAUGUCCAAAUUCGGCGCGGUCUAAAUGUCCGGGAUUUUUUUGAAAUGGAAGAAGAAAUUGGCCGAGGCAAAUUCGGAACUGUAUUCAAAUGCCGUGAAAAGAAAACUGGUCUUCGCCUUGCGGCUAAAUUUGUGCAAGCCGCCAAAAAGGCCGACCGCAUUAACGUGGAACGCGAGGUCGAAAUCAUGAAAUCCUUGCGAAACCCUCGGCUGAUUCAACUUUACGACGCUUUUGACGAUGGCAAGAAAGAAAUCUGUCUUUUGCUUGAACUCAUCGAAGGGGGUGAACUUUUUGAGCGGGUGAUCGACGACGACUUUGUCCUGACGGAAAGAGCCUGUGCUAUCUUCAUGCGGCAAAUUUGUGAAGGCAUCCAGUUCAUCCACCUCCAGCACGUCCUUCAUCUCGACAUGAAACCGGAGAAUAUCCUCUGCCUGACAAGAGCGGGCAACCGGAUCAAAUUGAUUGAUUUUGGACUUGCCCGCCGCUAUGAUCCGUCCAAAAAACUACAAGUUCUUUUCGGCACGCCUGAGUUUGUGGCUCCGGAAGUUGUCAAUUUUGAACUAAUCGGCUAUGGCACAGACAUGUGGUCGGUCGGAAUCAUUGGAUAUGUUUUACUCUCGGGCCUUUCACCGUUCAUGGGCGAAACGGACGUCGAGACCAUGGCCAAUGUCACCAUCGCCAAGUAUGAUUUUGACGACGAGGCAUUUAAUGAUGUUUCUGCUGAGGCCAAAGAUUUCAUAUCCAAACUUCUAGUCAAACAAAUAUCGAAACGGAUGACAUCGACUGAAGCAUUGAGACACCCCUGGCUGAGACCACGACCCCCUCUUCCAGCACCUCCACCACCUGUACAACAUGUGGAACAGUCUUCGUCUGCAUCUAGUACUUCUGCAUCGCCUACUCCUACAUCUACUCCUCCUAGCGAACAAGUUCCUAUCACUUCCAAUUCAUCUCCGAUAUCAGAAACUAAAUCGGUAAAUGAUUUAAGAAUGGCGCCAGCCAUCACCGAUAAAGAACCAGUCACAUCGCUUAUACCUACACCAAAAGAUCAAACUACUGUGCCAAACAUGCAGGGUCAACAGGUAUCAUCGACGACCACAACAAAAUUGGUGUCGACGUCGGAAGUUCGUGAUUGCGAACUAAUCAAAUCAUCCAUUUCUUCAGCAAGUAAUUUGAUCGUGCCUUCACCGCCAAAUGAUGACAUUCGGAACGGCCAAUCGGUCACUCGUGCGGCAAUCAUUGAAUCAAGGACUUCAGCUAUGUUGCCAAACGCCUCUAAUGCCGAAACGGCUAAACCAUCGCAUCACGUAUUGACAAAUCAAACGUUAUCAUCAGCACAAAGCACAGACAAUUUGCCGACCUCAUCUGCUAUAGCCGCAGAAGAAAAGAAGUUGUUACCAAACCCGACUGCGAUUGAUGUUGAACCGUUAAAACCGUCAAUCCCAGUGCCAAGUAGCCAAGUCAUACCCCAAGACAGUACGUCUGCCCCUGCGGCGGCUCCAUCAACGGCUCCAGCAACUGAAUUCACUGAUAUCCUGCAAGUGGCAAAGGUUAAUUUAAGGCAGUUUGUUGAACGCUGGAAUUCGCAAACUAACAGCCCCUUUCAGCUCAAUUCGGACAGUCCACGGAGGACAAUUUCUCUGCUGAUCUCCGCUCCAACGGCUCAGCUAGAAGCUUCCCCUGGGUCUCAGUCGGAGGAUUCACCUACGCCUCUAACAGGAAUAUCGCCAUCUUCACCCACUUCGAUAGCCACAUCUUCGGUCUUUACAAAUCCACCAACGACUGUGUUAAAAUCUGAUAUUCCAACGGAAAGCACCGAGAAAGAGUACAAGUCAAAUCAUCCUUCGGUCACUGAGUCUAACGGCAAUGUCGAUCGGACAACUGCCCAGUCAGCAGCCGCCACUUCGAGCACUAACGUGGAGACAGCUAUCGAACAAACGUCCGCUCUACUUAAAUCUGUUAAAGAUUCGCUCAUCCGACAAAUAGAGAGCGGUACAGCUGUCCGAGACAGAACCGGUGCCCGUGUCUGGGAUCGAAAAGGUGGUUCGCCAGUUCCUACUACUUUUGUGCAGCGACGGGCGCCUCAAGUUUCGUCCGUAUUCAAUUACGCUGUACAAAAAUUCGAGGCUAAGCAAGCUAAACAGCCACUUACAUUUAGAGAAUCUCAACAGUCGAAACCACUAACACCUCAUCACCGACCAAAAAAACCUAACGAGCCCGCAGGGAGCACAGAGGAUUGGGAGGUCCAUCCACCGGUAGCAGCACGAUCCUUUGGCUUCGCCAAACGGCACAAGACCGUCAACACGGUGACAGUGGUAACAGCGACUGCCUCAAUGCACACAACCACAAACUCGUAUGCCAUGAAAAAUAGCCCUAAUACAGUUUAUAAAAUGGACUCCCAUCAACCGUAAUGUUACACUUUUGAUAAUCUACAGAUGGUGUAUGAUUGUUGUUUUUGUUUGUACAUAAGGGACUGAUGGUUAUUGUUUUCAAACUGAUUGUUCAGUUUGUUACACGGCCUUCUGAGUUGUAUAAUCCCUAUACCGGUGACACAAAUUUGUUGGGCGCGACCAGGUGUAAGAAGCCAUUAUUGUUGAUGCAUUUUGUAUUGACUGCACUGUGUCGUACACCUUAGUCGAAAUCAAAUUUGACAUUAUGUUGUGACCUAGAAUUCAUGUACUACGAGAUUUAUGAAAAAGUAAAAAAAAAAGUGUGAUGUCUGAUUUCAAAUAAAAUGUUAGCACAGUGGCCAACAUUUAACCAUA